Molecule: messenger RNA, 6022 nt
Organism: Musca domestica (house fly)
Lineage: Eukaryota; Metazoa; Arthropoda; Insecta; Diptera; Muscidae
Product: GTP-binding protein Rit2
Exons: 4
Coding region: 967-1770 (267 amino acids)
Biological process (GO): Ras protein signal transduction
Cellular component (GO): plasma membrane
Molecular function (GO): calmodulin binding; GDP binding; GTP binding
Source: RefSeq, a predicted model, not a curated record
AUGAAAAACAUAAACGUAAACGUUGGAAGCAACAAAAAAAGCUAACAAAAACAAGGGUUGAUUUUCCUUCUCCUAUACACGCCAAUGCUUACAGCCAAACAACCACCCCUCCGUAUGCGGGUCCAUCACAUUUUUCUUUUGCCAGGCGGUAAAGAAAACGACAAAGACUCUCUAAAGAAUAGAAAAAUUUUGUCGAUACCGAGCGAGCCAAAGACGACGAGAAAUGGGAAAAUUUUCACUGUUUUGUUGUUAAAGUGUAACAAAAAAAAAAGAAAUAUAAAAUAAUAAAUAUUAUUAAUUUAAUUUUGAUUUUAUUUCGCUUCCGACACACAACAAAACCGAUUAAAAUCAUCACACAGUUCGCAUCUGUUCCGCAAACGAAGAAAUAGCAAUUCGAUUUAAGUGAAAUUCAGCGAUUUAUUUUUUCCUCUUAUUUGCAAAAGGCAGUGAAAAACGAGAAAAUUUUGUGUUAACAAGAAAAAAAUAUUUUUGCAAGGAGUGCUACCGAACGAAACGAGAAAAAAAAACGAAAAAAGUAAUAAAAUUAUAUAUUUAAAACAAUAACACGUGCCCCUCUAUUUUCUGUUAUAGAAAUAUCGAAAAAUAAGCUUUGUGGAAAAACUUCGAAUAAAGGCCCCUCCCCAGUUUCAUAAACGAAGUAUACCCUAUGAAAGAAAUGGAAACCUCUAUUGAGUCUCCUUUUGAAUAAAAUACAAAAAGUGGAUAUUUUCAAAAGAUCCUCCAAUUAGUGAUUCACUUAGUUCCUGACUUCGUCCUCGACAGUUUAUCUAAAACAUUGUGCUGUCUACUAUAAACAUCUUCAUUGUAGCUGGUCCAGGUUCAAGGUUGACAUUCCUCAACACACAACAACCACCACAUCUAAUCCUCACAAGGCAACGGACACCCAAUUUGGUUUGGCUAACGCCUAAUUCCUCCGUGUGAGCCCACUAAGGCCUCACUAAUCUCAUGGCCGGUGAUAUGUCCACAGUUGGAUGUGCUGCCCUCAAGAAAUCGGCCAAACAGAAACUUUCCAGUGACAAAGAGAACAAUUCCAGCAUCACAAAUGCCGUUGGUAAUCGCAAGGAAAAUGGUCAUCUGGCUAUGAAACCACCAAAUGUUCCACCGCUAAAUAUGCGCGGAGGUCUAAGGGUCUACAAGAUUGUCAUUCUGGGAGAUGGUGGUGUCGGGAAAUCGGCUGUUACUCUGCAAUUUGUCAGUCACAACUUUUUGGACUAUCACGAUCCGACAAUUGAGGACUCAUAUCAACAGCAAGCCGUCAUCGACAAUGAAGCAGCCCUUUUGGAUAUACUCGAUACUGCGGGACAGGUGGAGUUCACGGCUAUGCGUGAUCAAUACAUGCGAUGUGGAGAGGGAUUCAUAAUUUGUUAUUCCGUAAUCGAUCGGCAUAGCUACGAAGAGGCUUCGGAAUAUCGCAAACUAAUACAGAGAGUUAGAUUAACCGAAGAUAUUCCCUUGGUGUUGAUUGCCAAUAAAAGUGACCUCGAAUCUCUACGAAAGGUUUCCACGGAAGAAGGACGCAAUUUGGCCAAUCAAUUUGGCUGUCCAUUUUUUGAAACAUCUGCCGCUCUGCGUCUCUACAUCGAUGAGGCGUUCUAUGCUCUGAUUCGUGAAAUACGACGCAAAGAAAAACAACGGGCCCUGGGCAAUGGUACCAGUUCGGAAAAGUUACAUUCCCGGCGACGAAGUCGUUGGUGGCGUAUACGUUCAAUAUUUGCUUUGGUCUUUCGACGAAGACGGAAUUUAAAUUAAGCCUGAUCAGUUUGGGGUUUCUAGUUGUUAAAUGAAGACAAAACGCAACAAGCAGAAGAAGGAAGGAGAUGAAGCACAAGGAUGAAAACGCCGCACAUAAGAGAUUAUCAGCCGUAAGCGCCCACUUUUUUUGGUAGAGUAUGUUUAUAUAUUAUUAGAAGAACAAGAAGAAGCAGCAAAACAAACAGGUAUAUAUUCUAUAAGUAAUAACAAACACUAUAACAAAUCAAACACACACACUCUAUACAGAUCUGUUAUAAUCAUAAGAAUUGAACUAAAUCUUAGUACGAGUAGCAUUAUUUUCUAGUACAUUAUUUCCUAGAGGAAGAGAGGAGUAGAGAGAGAGAAAAUAGAGGGAAAGAAAAACGGGAGAGCGAUAUCAUUUAAUUCGUGUGGAAUGUUUGCGAUUAUUUUCAAUUAAAGUUUUGGAAACGACACACAGAUUUUGUGGUCAAAGUUUAACUAAAAAUAGUCCUGAAAUGUUAUUAAUGUCCUUUGGCUCUAUUCUAUUUCAAUGAGAAUAUUUAUAAAGUCAAGAAAUAUCAAAUGAGAAAUUAUUUAGCCAAAAUAGUUUUCGUUUUGUUUUUACAUGUAACGAGAAGCCAAGGCCUAAAUACAUAGGCCAGUAAUGCGAUUCUUUUAAAAAUUUGUUGAGUUACUGACAAGAUCGUUUAAAUUGAGAUGCUUAUAAUUUCGGUAAUCAACGAUUUUUUACGAAGUUAGCGACUAUGUUAAAGUAGUCGCUAAAUCCUACCGAUAGCAAUAGUGCUGUCAACUUCAACUUAGACUUUUCAUUCAUAAUUUUUCUUUUAAAUUUUGCCGAUAUUUGUUGGUAUCUCAAAAAAAGAGUUAGAUAAUCUCACUACCGGAGUCAUACAAUAAUGACGUUUACAAAAGACAAGAUAAUAGAGUUCUUGUUUUAUUUAUCGAAAUACCAAAAUUCGUCUUUAUGACGUCAGCAUCCCGAUAAUUGCUAAAUGAAUUCUCUGAUUCCAGAUAAUUUGUCCUAUGUAAACGCCACGUUAAGCUGCAUCUUGAGAUCAUUGCCUAAUCAGACACAUAAUUUUUUGAUUUUCUGAAAGAGGGCGGAAGCUUUUUUUGUCACUGCUUCCAUUUAACACUUCCCAUCUAUGCCUUAGGACAUAACCUAGAAACUUUGUUUAAAAUAUUCAUAACUUAAGGUGAGAGAACAUAAAAAGAUUUUUUAACUGGAUUAAGUCAUCGGCUGGAUUCUUCGGAAAAGAACAUAGGAGAGUAGGGCCAAAAUUGAACCAAGUCAACCUAAAACUCAUUUGUUCCUCUACGAAGAAGCCAGCCGAUGACUUAAGCCAUUAGCCACCUUUAAAGUGAAAAUGCAUAAAACUAUUUUCUGACUGGCUUCUUCGGAAAAGAAUAAUGGCGACUAGGGCCGAAAUCGAACUAAGUUAACCUAAAACUCCUUAAACCCGUCAAAAAAAAUCUUUAUGUACUCUCCGCCUUAGUACUUUCCAUAUCGACGAUCCUGAUUUCUAAGUAUUAGAAUUUUCCUAGUCAAACAUAUUUGUUUUUCUCUUUUAUUUAAGAAACUUAGAGUAUUUAUUAAAACUACAAGUUAAACUAAAACGAAUUGACUUCAAACAUAUGUUCCAUACUUGCAUACUAUUUAUAAUUAAAAAUCAAAAAAAAAACAUAUUUUGUCUCAUAAAGAUUGGCUGAAUCAUAGUAGCCGCAUUUGAAAUUAAAAUCUUAACCCAUAAACUGUUCGGGAAUGGCAAGCGAGUUUUACUUAUUUAACAUUUAUAAAGGUGAGAAUACAUAAAACGAUUCUUUGACUAGAUUAAGUCAUCGGAGUAGUACAUCGGCUACUACCGGUAUUCUUCUACAAUGGCAAUAACCAUGGUAGAAGCACUUAGGUAGACGCAUCGACACAGCUACCAAUUUUGGAAUUUAAAAUGUUAAAUGAACAAUUAUUUAAAUUGUAAAAAUUGUUGAAAAACACGUAUUAUCAUAACCUCCGAAAAGAAAACAUGUAAAAAUCUACUUAUAUUUGAAAAGACAUUUAAACUUUUUUGACAUAUCAAUGUUGUUGAUGCGUCCACCUGUAUUCUUCUGCUAUGACAACAACCCAGGCUUAAGCCAUGUUUACAUUAGAAUAUUUUUUGUUUUUUAAAAAUAUUUACAUAUAAUAAAUUCAGUAGAUAUCAAUUUCCUAUUAUCAAUUGGAAACCACUGAAUUUCAGAUGUGGACAUAUACCGGGCGUUUUAGGACUGUCAUUAUUAAUUUGACAAUAUAGAGACAAAAAAUGCAUGCAUCAGAGCAGAAUUGAAAUUGAAACAAGGAAGAAUACUGGUAGUCGCAUCGACACAGCUGCUGGGACAAUGAACUGUCAAACCAAUUUUCAAUUAAUGCUAGGAACACAAUUGGAGCGAACGAUGAAUUUCGCCCUACGCGGCGACAAAAUGAGCCGCGAAAAUUCGUCGUAUGGAACACAAUACCGACGAAAUUAUAAAACAGCUGAUGAAGUUGUUUACUUUUUGCACAUUUGUUGACUACAAUGAAUUAUACAAGAACACAUAAUUCUUUACGUUCUCUAUUAUAAUUUCACUUAUGUCCAUCUUCUCUAUUAUAAAUUCACUGAUAUCCAUCUUCACUCAGGCGCAAGUACACAAAUAAAUAAACAAAUUAAUUAUGUUUUUUUUUUUAUACGAGUAACAGAUAGUAGAGUGACCAUAACAAAUUUUAAAGUAAAAAGUAACUUUAUUUACUAAAACACAUAAAAUUCGUACAAGUAUGGCCACCUUGUACUGUUUUGUUCGCCGGUCGCCGGCGUAUGAAAUAGAAAUAAAGCUAAUUGAGUUCGCGGCGACCGACGAAAUUUUCGCCGGUGCCGUGAUUGUGUGCACUUCCAUAUACACAUAUGUGUUUUAUUUUUGACGACGAACAUACGCCGCGAAAAAAUUCGUCGUUCGCUCCAAUUGUGUUCCUAGCAUAAAAAUGUUGAAAAAAUAUAAUAGAAAAUUUAAGUUUUGUCAUAUCAAUGUUCCCAAGCGUUGAUGCAUCUACCUGUAUUCUUCUACCAUGAAUCUAAACUCGCUUAAUAGCGUGUUUUCACACGCCAAUUCAAGUGAAACUGACAUUUAAAAUCCACUACAUUUCCUCGUAUAUGUAAACACACUUCAUUGCUGUUUUCAAUGGUUUAAGGGUUAAGAAUAAACAUGUUAAUCAUCGAUUUCAAAACAAAAAUCACUCAAAAUAACUACCAAUCUAAUAAAUUAUUUAAGACAAAUAAAGAAUUUAUUAAUAGUUGAUACUUAAACAAAACUUAAUGUAAUUGAAAAGAAUAUAACAUCACAGUGAUGAGUUCUUUUGAAAUAAUAUAGUGUUACAACAAACAAGAAAAAAAAACGCAUAAAAUCAAAUACAAUUUAUUUACCGAUGGUUACUCAUACAGACAACAAAACAACAAGGUCCAAAGGUUACAAGGUUUUGUUAGUUAAAUAUAAUUUGUUAUUAUUUAUUGUCAUAUUCCGUCAUGCAUUCUCACCUUAGGAGUUGUCCUUCUAUUGAAGUACAUUGACAUGUGUGCGAUUAUUGAGUUUUAUUUGUCAAAUUUGCCUAAAUACUAUGAUAAAUAAAUCCAGUCAAGGUGCUUUAAACAUUAUGUUUUUUUUUCGAUUUAAAAUAAACUAGUUUAUUUUUUAGUGUCUAAUUAAUUGAAUUCUUUCUUAUUUACAUCAUUUUUUGACUUUCACUUAAAAACAGACACAUACACAAAGUUCCUUAUUUAUGUUACUCAUAUUUCUAAUGCUAUUGAGAAUAACAAACUAUAUAUAAAACACACAAAUUUUAUUUUUUUUUCUACUCAAUUUAAUUUAUUAUGUUUAAAGAAAACAUUGCAACUUACUUAACCAUUGUUGUUAUUCAUAUUUGUUAAUAAUUGUUAUAAAAGAUUUUAUGUUUAAUAAAUAAACAACUAUGUCCUACAAACAUGCAAACAUACAUAUGUAAAUAUGUUGAUUCAAAAUAAAACUAAAAAAUAAAUAAAACUAUUAAGCGACAUCUGAUGCAAAUAAAAAAUUGAAAACAAAUACAACACAAUAAUUAUCAGAAUUUAUUAAUAAAGAAUUAAAUAAUUAAACAAAAAAUAUUUAAGAAAACACAAAAAAUACAUAGUAAAUAAAUUGUUAAUUUACAUAAUCAAUAAGAAAUUAAUUAUAUAUAUAACUUUAAAACAGUAAAAAACCAAAACAUGUCAUCAAAUACCAAAAUAUG